GCUCCACGCCCCUAUUUUGGUUGAUCUCCGCCAACAUGGCCGACGAAACGGCGAAAGCGCAGGUUGCCCAGCCGGGCGGAGACACAAUAUUUGGAAAAAUCAUCCGCAAAGAAAUUCCCGUCGACCUGCUCUAUGAAGACGAUAAGUGUGUUGCCUUCAAUGACAUUUCUCCACAAGCUCCCACUCACAUCCUGGUCGUGCCUAAGAAACCAAUCGUUCAGCUGUCGCAAGCCGAGGAAGGCGAUGCUGCAUUGUUGGGCCACUUGCUGAUCGUUUCACAGAAAGUCGCUCAAAAAGCAGGCCUGUCAAAAGGCUACCGGAUCGUCAUCAACGACGGGCCCGAUGGAGGCCAGUCUGUCUACCACCUCCACGUCCAUGUGUUGGGUGGACGCGGUAUGGGAUGGCCUCCGGGCUAGCCUUCCUCCUCCUGCUCCCGUCGCCGUGUCGUAUCAACGUCCCUUGUCUGACAUCGGUCCUGUUAAAUGAAACAGCGAAAGAAAUGUGAGGUUUCUGUGGUGUUAAUAAAAUACAUCAGUGUGCUUGAAACUCUUUGAA
This is a messenger RNA of Poeciliopsis prolifica (blackstripe livebearer), 555 nucleotides long. It is a transcript of the gene hint1, whose product is annotated as histidine triad nucleotide binding protein 1. Gene Ontology annotation, biological process: purine ribonucleotide catabolic process. NCBI's taxonomy places the organism in Eukaryota, Metazoa, Chordata, Actinopteri, Cyprinodontiformes, Poeciliidae. The transcript has 3 exons. Gene Ontology annotation, molecular function: hydrolase activity. The record is from RefSeq and is a predicted model, not a curated record. Bases 36 to 416 code for a protein of 126 amino acids. Gene Ontology annotation, cellular component: nucleus; cytoplasm.